AGUAAAAAAAAUGCAGGCACUUUUUGUCAUUUUUUAAAUUUCCCGCCGUUCCGUCCCCCAUACGUCCCGAAGCUCGCCGGGGACAGAACCCAGAUGACAGAUGCCCAGAGGACAUUGCCGGGGACACUGGAGGAGGAGACAUCGUGGGAGCGCAGGACAAGGUAAGAGAAGAACAGAUGCUGGAGCAGCGCCGCAUGGUAAGCCCGAGUGUAGAUCGGGGUCACCGCUUUUGUUACACUCGGGAAUACUGCCAGGUAGGUUAAGA
Staurois parvus is the source of this 265-nucleotide messenger RNA. The record is from the annotation of a GenBank genome assembly. Lineage: Eukaryota; Metazoa; Chordata; Amphibia; Anura; Ranidae.